Helianthus annuus (common sunflower) is the source of this 900-nucleotide messenger RNA. RefSeq lists its product as uncharacterized. The record is from RefSeq and is a predicted model, not a curated record. Bases 1 to 900 code for a protein of 299 amino acids. The transcript has 2 exons. NCBI's taxonomy places the organism in Eukaryota, Viridiplantae, Streptophyta, Magnoliopsida, Asterales, Asteraceae.
AUGAAUUGGGUCUUGUGGGAUGUUGUAACCGAGCCGAAAACUGAAGGUGGGUUGAGUUUGACUAGACUUGAGUUGAAUAACAAGGCCUUGUUAGUGAAAUGGUUAUGGCGGUAUCACUCUGAACAACAAGCUUUAUGGAGGCGGGUCAUCGAUGUACCGCUGAAGGACAGAUUCUUAAAUCUGUUCACGUUGGAAAGACAGAAACAUGUUGUUGUUGCUGCGCACUACUGUAAAUUGGAGACUUCGUUUAUGAUCAAAUGGGAUUGGAGGAGGGCACCAGAUUCAACUGCUGUAGUAAAUGAGAGAGCGGAGCUGGAAGACUUGUUGCCCGAUCUUGUGUUGAAUGAUAAAGAAGAUGAGUGGGAAUGGAAUGAUAAUAGGAAUAAAGAGUUCACUGUUGCGGAGACUAAGAGAUGGUUGCGUGGUUCGGUUAAUAACGAUCAAUUUGGAUUUCAAUGGAGUAAGUGGGUGCCAAGCAAAUGUAAUGUUUUUAUGUGGCGAGCCUUUUUGGAUCGAUUACCGACUAAGGUGGCAUUGACGAGACGAAAUAUUCAUGUGGAAAACAUCAUGUGCGCUUGGUGUGAUAGCAAGGAAGAAAGUGUUGGGCAUCUUUUAACAAGAUGCACUAUAUCAGCGAGGGUUUGGGAUGGUAUCUCGAAGUGGUGUUGUAUACCAGAGGUUUAUGCGUUUGGUGUUAAGGAUUUGGUCGAUCUUCAUGAGCAUUGUGGCGGAUCAGCUAAUAAGAAAACGAUGCUGCCCGGUAUAACUAUCAUUGUCUGUUGGUGUUUAUGGAGGGCUAGGAACGAGAAGGUUCUUUCAAAUAAAGAUACAAAGGUGGUCGACAUUGUCGCGGAAGUUAAGUCUUUGAGUUUUUUGUGGUACAAACAUAAGUUUAAAUAA